This is a messenger RNA of Dicentrarchus labrax (European seabass), 4371 nucleotides long. RefSeq lists its product as uncharacterized. NCBI's taxonomy places the organism in Eukaryota, Metazoa, Chordata, Actinopteri, Moronidae. The transcript has 3 exons. Gene Ontology annotation, molecular function: RNA polymerase II cis-regulatory region sequence-specific DNA binding; protein binding; DNA-binding transcription factor activity, RNA polymerase II-specific. The record is from RefSeq and is a predicted model, not a curated record. Gene Ontology annotation, biological process: regulation of transcription by RNA polymerase II. Bases 119 to 2794 code for a protein of 891 amino acids. Gene Ontology annotation, cellular component: nucleus.
UCCCCAUAGAGGGUCUUUUCUCAAUUCAACUGCAAGCAGGACUUGGUGGGACACUACGCUGAGAGCUUCACACUGCACACUGCAUAGUGGACGUUUGUUGCUCCUCUCACAAUAUAACAUGGAGGAAGUCUGUAACCACGCAGCAUCACUGCUGACAAGUCUAAACCUCCAAAGAGAACAAGCUCAAUUCUGUGACUGUGUGGUCAGACAGAAACAGAGCCCAGGUCAGCUGUACCCUGCACACAGGUGUGUCCUGGCAGCUUCUAGUCCAAUGUUGGCAUCUAUCUUGUCCUCUUCUGGUGUCCUGGUGGAACUGCAUCUAUCUGACUCUGUACUGGAACUCGUCUUGGGCUACAUUUACACAGGGGCUUUGCCGUACACUCUUAGCGAACAACAGUAUUACAAUCUGCUUACUGCUGCCUGCUACCUGCAGAUUGAUGACCUGCAGGAGGCUCUGAGGACUGAGGUGAAUACUGCAGAUAAUACAAAUGCCUCCACUGGAACUGAGAAUCAGUCAUAUAGAGACAUUAAUACUAAAACUGACACUUGCAGUGCAAAUUCACUGGAGAGAGAGCAUCAAUAUUGUGAUGAUAUAGAUACACGUAGAAGUACCAGUAAAACUGAUGCAUACCACUGUAAUAGAAAAUGCACAAGCCCUUUAAGCAAUGCAAGUACCAGUUGUAGUUUGGCUGAACGUUCUGGAAGGGUAAAUGCAGGUAACUACAGACAAGCAACUUAUCUGACGCCUCAGGAUUUGAUUCAAAAUAUCCCUUGCGCGGCUGAAGCACAUGGGGUGUCUACGGAGGAGCCAGCAUGGACAGCUGAGAACAGGAGGCAUUUGUAUUCACGCUGCACUGCUGAGGUGCAAGAGGAAGAGAUGAGCAGAGCAGAGAAGACACAGCAACUGGGGUUAACAGUGAGAAGUAAAGCAGGGGAGAAGCAAACUAACAGAAAAGAGGAAGACAAGAUGCUUCGCUCUCCCCUUCCUCAUGUCUCGACCUCCCACCUUAAGGACAAGUUUUCUCCCUUACAGCACUCCUCCUCAUCACCACAUCUGUGCUGUGGGGCUGUGCCUGUCAUCCGUCACAGCGGUAGAGUAGCUAUGGCAGAAGUGCCUCCUUACCACCCAGUGUCUCAGGCCUCGGUCAACUCCAACAGGGCCCCUGACUUACGAUUAGGAAGCACAGACAAUGACAGAAUUGUUGAAGGUAUUACCACUGAACACAAAAAUCAUUAUGAGGCACAGAAUCGGGAUUACAGUAACAAUAAAUACCACAUUGGAACACAGAGUUGGGAUUGCAAGGUUAGUUCAGAUCAAUGUGCAAUACAGGAUUUAUGUUACAAAUCCAAUGCAGAUGAAUUAGACAUCAAAAGGCAGGAUUACAAUAGCAGCAAUACAGACAGUGAUGAAUAUAUGGGCAAUGGAUUAUCCCACAUUACAGAUCAUAAUGAUCACCAUGCUCACUGUGAUACAUUUCGGAAUAAGACUCCCACAAAACAUUUUAGUGAUGAUUCAGUGCCGCAGAAUAAGGACUGCAGCAGCUCUACCAGAGAGCGACUGGAUUGCUCUGAUUGCCACAAUAUCUCGAAUGACCCGAGUGUUGUAGCUCCACUUCCUGUACAGGACGCAGGAACAGGAAGUGACUGUGAAGAUUUGUGUCCUGAGGGAGAAGCGAAAGAGGAACAGAGUUACUCAAUCGGGUGUCCAACUGAAAUGGAUAGACAGGACAGCCACUGUAACCUCUAUGGACUUCGGUACACAAACUUGAGAUAUGAGACAACUAGCACGAAAGACGCCAACUCCAGCCAGCAUGGACAUGACAACAAAGACACGGCUAUGGAUCAUAAUACUGACUGCACAUUUCUGGAACAUGAAAAUAUGUCGGGCAUUGAGCCACACUUAACUUUUACAGUGCCUGUGGACAACAACAUGUCUGAUCCUACAUACAGUGUUGUGGGGCAGUCAUACCGUGGACAUCUUCAUUAUCACUGCCUAUCCCAGGAGGACACACACUUAUCACACCGAGACUCUGAUCACAAACACUCCCACCCUAGCCACCCUGAUCAUUCAGACCAGUCCACUGAUGAAGAGGAGGAGGAUGAUGGCAGUCCAGGUCUCAGUCCUCUGAGGCAGCACUUUGCUACUACAGAUCAGGUUCUACUGCUGGACAUUAGCGCCAAACCGGCAGAGUUGCUUGUGUCCUACAAACACAGAUCUGAUGAAGGGGAGAAAUGGGUUGCAUUAAGCCAAAAGGACACAUGUGGAAAUGGGUAUGGGAAUAAUGAUAGAGAACAACGUAAUGAAGCAGCAUCUGCAGCAGGGGUGGACAAGCCUAAAUCUUGGGUUGGGGAAACAAAUGUUGAAGAAAGAAAAAUUGUUAGUAAAGAGAAAAACAGGCCUGGAGCUGAGGUUGUACAUAAAGGUGAGAACCAGACCAUUACCUGGACAGCCUGUUCACCUCCUAGUGUGCCAGACUCCGUACAGGCCUCAGUGUCAUCUUCUUUGUCUGUGUGCAUACCUUCUACCCUGUCAGCCAGCAUGCCAACAAAUAUAUCAGCCCAUCUGUCAACUCCUGUUCACCACCCUUUCCAGUGCUCUCUGUGCGAACGUUCCUUCAGCCAGCGAGGCUCUCUGAAUAGACAUGUGCGGAGCCACCUUGGCGUACGGCCCUUCCCCUGCCCCCGCUGCCCUAUGACCUUUUCACGACAGUACCGUGUCACAGAGCACAUGCGUGUUCACCAGCGUUGUGUCCUUGGGAGCGACUUUCAAAAGCCUCCCGCCUCUUCAAUUUGAAACCACAGAAGUGGCUGUCCUUUAAUUGAGGGACAGUAUCAUUCAGGAUUAUGAUAAUACGUUUAAACAUAUCGAAGAAAAUUAGGGCAUUUUCAGGAUUCAGGGUAUCUAUGUCUUCCAGAGGCCCAGCAGUGCAGUGAAAAUUUGCCAUUCCAAAUAAGGAGUAAAGGGGAAAGGAGCAGAAAAAAUGUAAGUAAAUAAUUUAAAGCACCAAUCAAUACUUUGAUGUCAACAAAGGAACACAUUCAUAGUGAUGAAACCACAGAUCAUUAUCACCCGUUGCUUCUUCCAGCUCUGUUUAAGCAUCUUUCAGCUCAAUUGUUUUGGUUUUCCAGUCUGCAAAUUCACUGUUUCGGUUCACUCUCAACUCUGUUUUCAGCAAAAAAGCGAGUCAGCAGCAUUUAGCAGCUAAAGAGUUAUUUCCCCUGUGACUUCUUCCCUCGAGAACAGAUGAAUGCUUAAAGUGGCUAUAAUAGAUUUUUUUCAUAAUAACAAUGAAUAAAAUGAGAAAUAAUGUGACAAUGUGAAAUGAGUCACUUGUAGUGAUGAACCUACAAAUAAUUAUUGCCUGAAUCUGCAGCUCUCUUUUGGCUUCAUAGUGAGCCCUUUGUUUAGCUGUCAAGUCCAUGACUUUGCUGUUGUGGUUCACUCUCACCGUUCUCUGAAUGUAUUGUGGCCACAGCAGACAGCUGUUCUGAGCGAAAAAGCUCUUAAACGCCACUGUACACCCUGCUCAGCACCAAACAGCAGUCUUGGUUAUAGACUAGCUGAUGAACACAGUGGAGCAUUAAGCAGCUAAUAAGGAUUCCCAAAGGUUGGGAGAGACCACUUACGGUCGCCAUGUGGCUAGAAACACAACUCCAAAUGAAUGAUAAUGUUUCUCUGUCUGCUAGAUGUGUCUGUUCACGAGUUCGCCCUUCUCAACUCAAAACAUCAGUUAUUGCAGGGUUAAGUUGCUCUGUCUCUGCUGGAUGUGUAAAUAGGCAAAUGUCUGCUAACAAGUUAUUCCUAUGUGAACAUAAAAAGGUGAUAAUAUGAGUGUUGUGUUUUCUUUAGCGUUCUUUAGCGCUAAUUCUUUCUCAGAUUAACAUUUUGACUCCAUUCCAUUCAGUGCUGUAGAGUAGGUGUAUUCAACAGGCACUAAUUAAUAAUGAGAUUAAAGGCUGCAGUGACAGUUAAGAAGGUUUUGUACAGCAGUGACCUGUCACAUGGGACUCAUAUUCUCUGUUUAGACUGUGUAUGAUGUCAGACUCUUUGUUUUCAUGUGUGAUUACAAACGUUUGUUUUGUUUGAUUGAUGAAAACAUUAUUUAACAGAAUUUCCAUUCCUUUAAUAAUGCAUGUCAUUGUUUCCCUUGUUCAUGGGAUGCUAUAGGGUGUGUAAAGAUUUAAAUUAGAGAUGAAUUACUUUUGUUACGUUUGUAACACUGAUGGAAGAAACUGAGCUUGAUAUAUUGUUUUCUAUGUCUAAUGCACAUUGUGUAUAUGAUUGUCAUGUAUAUGACAAUUUUUGUUUUGUUUUGUUUGUUUGUUUUUAAACAUCCACAACACUUUUAAAUAAUACAGUAUUUGAAUGAA